AUGGCUACCAUCAAGAUUGACUCAGAGUUGAUGACCAACUAUGUGUCUACAGUUCCCGUCCCCGCUGGUAGCCAUCACGUUACUGUUCUUGAUCAGAAACGGAUGCCAAUGGUUUUUUGUCUUAGUAAUGACCGGCUAUCACCUCGGCUCCAGAUCUUGCGUCGAGACGCAGAGGGCCACUCGCAGCUGUUUGAUAUACACAAUCUAAUCGGCUUGCCCAAGGAUAUUUACGUUCAAACAUUCCAUGCAGAGCAGUCUUGGGACUUGAGACUCCACCUCGCUGUUGCAUACGGAGACGAAAAGCAGUCGAAAUCGUAUCUUCACCUUAUGAAGCCUUUCUCGCCGGAUGUGCUGCAAGCAAGUGAUGAUCCACUACCUCAUAUACCCGGAGAGGCUCAGUUUGGGACUAUACAAAAGAUUCUCAUGGCUCCAUUCUCCGGAACCAACAGCAAUGUGAUAUACCCGGACAUCUUCCUCAUUCAUCAGGAGCCAGAUCAAACUAUUUCCUGGGGAAAAGAUAUCUGGCAUAUUCAGGUACAGCCAAGGUUCAGGAGUUGGUCUGCUUCUAAAGAACUCGAUACUCCGGAAAACGUGUCUGAGAUCUUGGACAUUGCGCCUUCUUCUAGCUCUUACGGUCAGGGACUCUAUGUCCUGUAUGUUACACAGGGAAAAACAAAACUCUAUGCUCGAUACAUCAGACCCGAUCCCAAUGCCACUGACGGCACUCAGUUCACCUUCACGACCCCUGUCAGUUGUCCCGAAGGUGCGCGAUGUAUUGCGUCGCUGUUGAAUGACAAGGGACAUAGUGGUCUUUUAAUUGCCGCGCCCGACGGUAUUAGAUACCUCACUGUUAACGAUGCAACUUCCAAGGACAAACCCGGAAAGCUCAUCUUCACCGACGAGAUGUUCAAAAGCCUCAGGCAGCUUGAUCUAUGUCAAGACAAGAAUGAUGUAGCCAUCUGGUUUAGGAACAACAACGAUGAGUUGGGGUACAUCCGCACCAAAGCCGACAAGGUGGUAGAAGCUGCAGUUUCGUCCCUUCUAUUAUCGUCCGGCCAGUCCAGUUCGUUCUCAGCGGCCAUUACUGCACCGCAUAGUUAUACUGGCCAAGCAGUCCGACAGAUGGUGGUUUCCAACGAUCGAUCUGGAAACCUCAUGCUGAUUGAACAAACGGCUGACAUUGGACUUUGGCGAAAGACGCCAUUUCACCAGCCCUCGUCGAACAAACCAACACCAUUGAAGAGCUACACUAUAACUAUGAAGGCCAGGGACGGCAGAGGUAACAGUUUAUCUUCAGGAAGCGUCCGUGUCUCGGCAUCCUCAUCGAUCAGCAUACUCCUCAAUGGGCGAAAUCUUCUCCUUACCACUGUACCAACGUGGUUGGAUUGCGAUCAGGCGGGCAGUCUCGACUUCAUUAUCCCAAGCGAUAGUCUUGGCUCACAGAAGCUGAUUAUUGAUCAACUGCGAUCUGACCAACGCAAGAUCUUACCAUUCACACGAGUGGAGUAUGAUGCCUCGGCGAAACCCAUGCAGCUUCUAGGUCAGAAGCUUGAAGAGAUCAAGUCUUUGGACCAGUUCAAGAACUUCAAAACACAGUCUGGAGAGGAUUUGUUUGAAGGGGAUGUGAAGAACGAUGAGACGCUGAUGGAAAGUGCCCAUGGCUGCCUUCAAAGUCUCAUGGGAGCCUACAGUUCAAUGCGGCCCCAGGAAUCCUCCUUAGCUCAAGUCUCGUCACAGAGUUUCGGUAGUGCGUUCAUGGAUGCCUUUUACUGGCUGAGGGACAGAUUCAAUGACGUCAAAAAUUGGGUUGUUAAAAAGGCGGGCGGUGUCUGGACGUUUGUGUGCAGGAUUGCAGGGGAAGUUAAGAAACUUGUCCUCGACUGCGUCGAGAAGAUCUGUGAAGUCGCCACAUGGAUUUGGGAAAAGGUUAAGGUAGGGUGGCAGAAACUAGUAGAUUUUAUCGGGUUCAUGUUCAACUGGGGCGACAUCUUGGCCACUAAAAAUACCAUCUCCAGCACCAUAACUGCUGGCUUGGGCUACGCCGCAACUAAGAUGGAUCACAUACAGACCAAGGUGGACGGGUUCUUCACAGCGCUUGAGAACACAGUGGAUCAGUUUGGUUCGAGCAUCAAAUUGGAUAAACAACUCGGCGGAAAGAACUUGUCCUGUGACCAAAAGGUAUCUGACGCGCUGUCGUCUACUUCGACUACGUGGACUUCAGAGCGAUUGAGAAAUGGCGGUGCUAGCACAAGUACUAAGGCAGACUUUCAAGGGAGCACAAAAUCUGAUGAAGCCACGAAGUUCUGGGAGUCUUCCAUGGCGCCCGAGAUCGCGAAGCUGGGCGCUGCCAUGAGCCAACUUGGUCAGGACAUAACUAUACUGUUCAAGAAGGACGGUUCAAUCAACGGUGACGACAUCAUCAAGGUAUCCAAGAGCCUGGUCAAGGCGGGAAUCGCAUCCGUGAGGACCAUCGUCAAAGGGCUGUUAGAACUCGUCAAGGUCUUCGUUCAGAAACUGUCCGAACUGGGUAAUGCCGAGAUAAACAUCCCUAUCUUCUCUUGGCUCUACGAGAAGAUAAGUGGAGGCCAUGCAUUGACGCUUUUCGACGCAGUCUCCCUGAUCAUUGCUAUCCCGACAACUAUCUUCGCGAAGCUCAUAACUGGAAAAGCGCCGCCGACUUUCGCCAACAUGGAUACCAACCUUAUCAAGGGCCUCAUUGAGGGCAAAGAUGUUCCUGACAGCACUAAAGCUGACUGGACAGUCUUCUGCGGCGAGGUUGUUGUUGGCAUUACGUUGACGUCGGGCGCUGUUAGUCUGAUCAAGCUACUCUACAAAACUGCCACUCAGGGCUUGGACGAUGUCCUUGACGAGUUGGAUGAAGGACCUUCGUCGCUUUUUGAUGUUUUUGGCAUUGUUGUUGAUAUCAUAGGGUGUUUGAUGGCAAUUCCCGAGCAGAGCGAUAUGCCCGGAGCUUCGUACCGGAAUGCAAUAAGCGCUAUAUCCUGCUUCCGAGGCGUCUACCACACAUUCGCCUUCUUCGUCAAGGGAAAGGGCUCGGUUGAGAAAGUCACCCUGGUUCUGGAUCUCUUGACAGUCUUAGCUAAUCUCGGCCUCUCCGUCGCUGUUGGUGUCGAGGAAACAAAGGCGGCGAAUUCGUGGAAGGACUAUGAUAAAGAGGCAACAGAAACAGGCUUCAUCACUUCGGGGCUCAACACAUUGGCAGGUGUUGCGUACUUCACUGCAUUUUUCUUCAAGACCAACCCCGAGAUCUCUGCUGCUAGCGCAGCUGUAAUGGUCGGGACAGUGGCGGCGGGAGCUGCGCUUGAGGGUAUGGUCUUCAAGUUGCAAUACGAUAAGAGUAGGAGAGUAGCACUGCCUAGCCCGCCGCCAUUUUGA
Fusarium odoratissimum NRRL 54006 is the source of this 3396-nucleotide messenger RNA. RefSeq lists its product as uncharacterized. The transcript has 9 exons. The coding region runs from base 1 to 3396 and encodes 1131 amino acids. NCBI's taxonomy places the organism in Eukaryota, Fungi, Ascomycota, Sordariomycetes, Hypocreales, Nectriaceae. The record is from RefSeq and is a predicted model, not a curated record.